AUGUGGCGGCGAAUCGCUACAGGGGAUGUGAAUGGCCCAUACAAUGGAGAGAGAAGAGGCACCGUCUUCCAGCGAGCAAACUCCGUCUUCCAAGACACUCUCAUAAAUGUCCGCAAGAAGGUCCGCCGGAGUAGCAUGUGGGACGUCUAUGAAAACGCUAAGAAACGACAACUUGAAAUUCGAAGAAAGCGCUGGGUGCAAAUCACCUUCGAAUACACGUUUUAUGCAAUGCUUCUGGUCCUUCUUUAUUUUCUAAUUAUAGGUGUUCCGCUUUGGAAGGGGACAUAUUGGGAGCUUUAUUUGGCGUUCAAGUAUAAGCUCAACGUUACUGGUUCUUGGUCUAUCAUAAUCGGGGUCUCAGUUGCCUAUGCAUAUUCUCCGCUCCUUGUUCUGUUCGAACCAGACCCACCGAUGCCUGAAGAACCCAUCGACGCGACCAAGACUCCCAACGUAUCCGACACUGCCCUAAUGAUUCCCUGCUACAAGGCCGCCAACCUCAUUGGCCCAACAUUAGAAGCUGCCACGAAGAUAUUUCCACCAUCGCAUAUCUUCGUCGUUGCUAAUGGCAACAGUCCUACUCCUCUAGACAACACCGAAGGAAUUUGCAGGCCUUUUGGUGUCAAUCACAUCUGGAGUCCUGUCGGUUCGAAGAUUGUUGCACAGUUCGUUGGCUGCUAUGCUGCAAAGGACUUCAAGAACGUUUUGCUUAUCGAUGACGACUGCGCUCUACCACCCAACUUCCCCAUUGUCUCCGAUCGACUCAAAGGCAAAGUCAUGUGUAUGGGCUAUACCAUCAAGUCUGUCGGCCCCAAGUCAUCCAAAGGAACGCUCUGCCAACAAGCACAAGAUCUGGAAUACAAGAUUUCUGGUAUCCAACGUGCACUUGCUGGCAAGAUCGGCAGCGCGACCUUCCCCCAUGGCGCCAUCUCGCUCUGGGACCGUGAGUUCCUUAUCAAGACUUUUAGCAAGCAUCCUGGAUUUAGCGUGUCUGAAGACUGGUUCUUCGGACACGUUGCUCGUCAGCUCGGAUGUCGUACACAGAUGGCGACAUCUGUCUUCAUCGAGACGGAAACUCCUGAUGCCGUCUUCUUCAGCUCUGGCGGUGAAAGAGGUGGCUUUGGCGAGAUGACAGUCUUCAAGCAACGAUUCUACCGCUGGAACUUCUUUUUCGUCAAUGGAAUGUACUACAACCUACAUUACAUCCUCUUCUCAUGGAAGCUAGGUUGGUGGGAGCUCGGCGCUAAGCUUUUCGUCUUCCAGGAGAUCUACGAAACGCUUCUCUAUCUCGCUACACCCAUCGUCGUCCCGGUAUCCCUUGCUGUGCGUCCUUCAUUCUUCUUCGAACUUAUGGCCCUUACCUUCGUCCUUUACAUGGCAAACGCUGUCAUCUUUAAUGAGCUCCACCUUCGACGCAAAAAUGAGAAGGUGCCACAGAAGUGCGUCUGGCUUUAUUACAUGCCCUACAAGCUCGUCUUGACGUUUGUGAAUGUUGCGAGUUGCUACUACGCCAUCUACAAGUACGCCACUUACUUCGCCACACGACACCCUAAGAUUAUCGAAGACGACAAAGCUGUAAACGUUGUGCUGCAGCUUGAGGAAGAA
This is a messenger RNA of Aureobasidium melanogenum CBS 110374, 1602 nucleotides long. RefSeq lists its product as uncharacterized. The transcript has 3 exons. Lineage: Eukaryota; Fungi; Ascomycota; Dothideomycetes; Dothideales; Saccotheciaceae. The record is from RefSeq and is a predicted model, not a curated record. The annotation marks the transcript as partial.